This is a messenger RNA of Meloidogyne enterolobii, 513 nucleotides long. The record is from the annotation of a GenBank genome assembly. Lineage: Eukaryota; Metazoa; Nematoda; Chromadorea; Rhabditida; Meloidogynidae.
AUGAAUGUAGACAACCAGAAUACGAGUCAAAAAGCAUUACUUAUUAGCGCUAAAGUAACUUGUCAACUUGGGAAUGGAACUAUUUCAUUCAAUUACUGGACAAGUCCUUUUGUUAUUUUAAAUUUAUGUGCUAAAAAAGAAGAAAUAGCAUUAAACAGAACAAAUGAUUGUCAACAAGCUCCAUUCUCUCAAGGUCCUGGACCUGCUGUGUUUCAAAUUCCGCCUGUCAACAGAACAUUUAGAUUUUUAAUUGAAGCAACUAAUUUUGUAUAUGCAAAUGGCCAAUUAAGCGGAGGAUUUGCAAUUUUAGACAAUCUUUCCUACAGCGGUGAUUAUUGUACAACUACAACAGCUAGUGCAUUAAAUACAACAAUGCAAAUACCAACAAAUAACGGAACUAAUUCAACAGCAAAUACACCGGUGUCAGCAAAUAAUAAUACAAAUACUACUUCAAAUACAACAUCAGUUGGUGGCACAACAAUUCAAUUAACAACUAUUGCGACAAAUGGAUAA